AUGCUGAGUGGAGGCCGAAAGCGACUGGGAACGGCUGUCGUUGCCAAAUACGGUGUUGAGCUGCUGGGUGACCCGGAUGAAAGUGGUCCGGCGGCUCAGCUCCUUCAGCUUGCCGGCGCCCACGUAGGUGCAGGUGGAGCGGACCCCCCCCAGGAUGUCCCGGAUGGGUUAGGGGCGGCGUCCCACCUGGUGCAGAGCCAGGGCCAUCUCAAAGGUCCCCACAGUGUCCAUGUUGGCGGCGACGAUGGGGAUCCCCCGGUAGCUGCCCUUGGAGUUCCUGAAAGUGAAGCUCCUCAUCAGGUCCACCUGCAGGGCGAGAGAAAAUACAAACCAUGA
This is a messenger RNA of Menidia menidia (Atlantic silverside), 336 nucleotides long. NCBI's taxonomy places the organism in Eukaryota, Metazoa, Chordata, Actinopteri, Atheriniformes, Atherinopsidae. The record is from the annotation of a GenBank genome assembly.